Molecule: messenger RNA, 1092 nt
Organism: Talaromyces rugulosus
Lineage: Eukaryota; Fungi; Ascomycota; Eurotiomycetes; Eurotiales; Trichocomaceae
Exons: 1
Coding region: 1-1092 (363 amino acids)
Source: RefSeq, a predicted model, not a curated record
AUGGUUGGCCUCGGCUUCAUCGCCCGGCUCUCUGCUGCAGCUCUCCUUUUCACCUCGUCACUGGCAUCUCCUAUUGCCAAGCGAGCUGCUGCAACGCCCAGUCUAUCUGGCGACGCGAUUGUCAUCGGCGGUGGCACAUACCCUCGCGCCAACUUCUUGCAGGACGGAACCAUCAUCGGCACAUACAGCGCGACUGACGGCGACACCAAGAACAUUGUAGUAGUGCAGUCGACCGAUGGCGGAAACUCAUGGACCCAGGUCGGCACUGUGGCUUCAGCAGACAAGAAUACGCGUGAUCUGGACAACCCCUAUCCCAUCCAGCUGCCUUCGGGCCGCAUUCUAGUUGCUAUGCGAAACCAUGACAAAACACUGAACAGCGACGGCUCGUCCACGUACACGUUCUACCGCAUCACUGUCUGCUACUCGGAUGACAAUGGUGCCACCUGGUCGUACCUGAGCACCCCAGCAUCAGACCCUGCUAACGGUGUGAAUGGAAGCUGGGAGCCCUUCUUCCGCAUAGCCAACGACGGCAGCACUCUGCAACUGUACUACUCCCGCGAAAAUUCGGCUAUUGACCAAGACAGCUUGAUGCGCACAUCGACUGACGGCGGUGCUACCUGGACUUCUGCCACUGUCAUUUCCGGUGGUGAUACCGACAACACUCGCGAUGGUAUGUUGGGCGUGACCCAGGUCAGUGGCGACAACCUCAUCGCCGUGUUUGAGUCUAUCCCCUCAGGCAGCACUUUCUCCGUCUACUCAGUCACCAGCUCCGACGAUGGCAGCACCUGGGGCAACCGUCAGACCGUCUACGCCGCCCCGUCCGGCUUCAACGCACAAGCUCCUCAGGUCACCAACGUUGGCGGCACUCUUGUUGUCAGCUUCCAGACCGACGAAGAUCUCUCUGGCCAGAACCAGAAGAACGAGGCAGCCAAAAUCGUGACCAGCACUGACGGUGGCUCCUCUUGGGGAAACAAAUUGACCUUCUCCCCGGCCGUUAGCAACUGGGCCGGUCUUUUGACUAUCGACGACACCAGUCUCUUCGGUUUGGCUGACCACUCUGGCUCAAAGGCCCAGAAGAUUACUCUGGCAUAG